Protopolystoma xenopodis is the source of this 933-nucleotide messenger RNA. Lineage: Eukaryota; Metazoa; Platyhelminthes; Monogenea; Polystomatidea; Polystomatidae. The record is from the annotation of a GenBank genome assembly.
AACCGCGGUGGUUCUAGCGCCACAUUGCCCCUUCAGCUGCCUCUUCCAAAUAUUAUUCCGUCUGAGAUAAACAAGUUUGAGGCAAAAGUAAAUGCUCCUGUGCUGCCUCUGUCAGCGGUUGAUGAAGUAAAUUCUGAUUCUCUAGCCGAGAACCUAUUAAGACUGUUGCGUUCGCCGCCUAUCGAUAGCAGAAUCUGGUCAGAGGCAGUACUGAUGAGAAACAGCACACCUUUUAACUUCGGAUACAGGCCAAAACCUCACUCAACGGGUGAUAUAGGCGCAUCAGCACCAGUGUUAACGACCAGUAUAAAGAAUUCAAUAGAAAAUAGUCGGUUUAGAGAUCACGGCAUUGGUGUAAUAGAAAUAUAUGCUGGUCAAUGGCACGAGGACCAACGUUCUGGAUAUGGAGUUGCCCUGCGAAGUGAUGGACUUGCAUAUUCAGGAGAAUGGUUGGCUAAUCAAAAGCACGGCCUUGGAAUGACUGUAUAUCCAGACGGUAGGAGCGAAGAGGGUAGAUAUAGAGCAAAUCGUUUGGUGGUCGAAGUAAUUCGGCGUAACCGUCUUCAGCUGUUCCGGAAUUCAAAGUUACGUGAAAGCGUCGAAGAAGCUGUGCGCCGAGCAGGCGAGUCAGCUCAGGAGGCACGAAAUAACGCGGCUACCAUGGCCUACAUCAGCUCACCAUUAACCGAAGGAAUGUACGAAGAAGACUUCGGUUCACUGUACUGCGAACCCGAUGACUCUGUACUAGCUUUCGUCCUUCAUGUGACGAACAUGGUCAGAGCCAAAAACCAUUAUUUACGAUCAAUCACGAAAAGCAUUAAACCAAGUAAGGUGGUGAUUGAGAUUCUACUUACUUCUCAUACAUCAAUUUGCAACAUAAUGCGGUAUUCCAUGAUUUGGUUGGCUGCUUUAGGCUUGUCCUACAUAGCGUAG